AGUAACAGUGUUAUGUUUUGAUUUAAUGUAGUCACUAAUCGCUGUCAGUCACUUUACAAGUCAUUCCACAGAUUAGAGAGAACUUCAUUCUCUAUCUUCAGCAAUUUCAUUCAAUCCUUUUUGUCAGGUUGACUUCAUUGUUUUAUUAAACCAUGUGGGUUUUUAUUUCGAAUUUAAAAUUUUCGUAUUAAUUUUAAAAGCUGCACUUAUUUCAAAUUAUUUAAAGCCAUGGAUUAUGAGGUGGGAAGCGUAGCGGCAUUAAUUUCUGGGGAUGUGACCCCAAAUCGUCCAAAACUUGUGAGAAAAGCUUUAACUCCAAUAAAACAUCAGCCGUCGCCCAAUGUAACACCUAAAAGUGAGUUUGUGGAUGAUAGGUCUAUAUUUUUAUCUCCAAGUCUACAGAAAAAAAAAGCUAUUGUCAAAAAGUCGCCUAAAAGAAUAUUUCAGAAUCCUGAUUUAGAUGUAACUUUCGACAAUAUAAAUAAUUCUUCAGCGAUUAGCCCAAAGGCCGAUAAAGUUAAAAAACAUUUAGAGGAAGAUUUAAGUAAUGAAAAUUCACAAUUGACUAGUCCUAAGCUGCCUAGAAAUAAACGUCAAAGUAUAGCGCACAAUAACAGUAAUGAUGAUGAAGAACAAAAAAUUGGGAAAGCUAAAAAAAAAAAGAAUGCCCCCCAUUCGUCAUCAGAAAACAUCAGUGAAGUUCUAAAAGAUGUUCAAUUACGAGUAAAAAAUCCAAAAAAGAAGACAGACUUAUCUGGAUCUCUGGUAAACACGAGUGAAACCAAGAAUAAUAACUCCGAUUUAAUCACAAGCACAGAAAAUGUAAGUACUGAAAAGAAAAAAAAUAAGAAGAGAAAAUCUACUGAGCUUAUACAAAAUGAUAACCAAGAUAAAAAAAUAUCAAGUAAUAAGCAACAAAAUGUACAUGAACAUAUAGACGAUGUAAUGAUUCCUAAAAAGAAAAAGAAAACAUCAAAGAAAUCAAACUCUGAAAAUAAAACUGAAAUAGAUACUAAGCAAAGUCAUGACAUCAUUUCAAAAACAAAUGAAAGUCUAAAAGGUAAAUCUAAAAAAAAUAAUAAAAGUUUUGUUAAUCCUAAUGCAAUAACAGACAAAGAUUCUGAUUCAGAACAUGAUUCAGAUAAUGAAAUUGAAUCAGAAACAGAACAUGCCAACAAUGAAAUCCUAGAUACUGGCCCUGUAGAGAGCUCUGAUGAAGAAGAAUCUCCUGAAAAGUCCGUGACACCAAAGGUAGAACACGAGCCAGCAACCAGAGAUGAGAUAAAAAGGACAUUGUUUGUAGGCAAUGUACCCUUUAGUAAUAAAUGUAAAAAAGAAGUUAAGAAGAUUUUCAGCAAGUAUGGAGCAAUUGAAACUAUUAGAAUCCGCACUGUACCUGUGAAAGAUGCCCGGGUUACUCCAAAACUGGCUGUUAUAAAAAAUGAAUUACAUCCAGAAAGGUCCACUGUUAAUGUUUAUAUUAAGUUUAAGGAACCAUCAUCUGUUGAAGAGGCAUUAAUAGAGAACAAUACUGUAUUAAAUGAUCACCACCUCAGGGUAUCAAGAAGUGAUUCAACAGGGGCCGAACAUGAUCCUCGCCUUUCUGUUUUUGUGGGAAACCUACCCUUUGCACUGGAAGAUGAAGGCUUGAGGGAAAAGUUUAACAAAUGUGGCGAAAUUGUCUCUGUGAGAAUUAUAAGAGACAAGAAGACUAAUGCUGGAAAAGGUUUUGGCUAUGUAAACUUUGCUUCAAAGGAUGGAGUGGAAUUGGCUUUAGCUUUAACAGAUGAGGACUUGACUAUUAAAAAUAGAAUAUUACGUGUCAAACGGUGUACACAAGUUGGACCUAAAAAUAAUAAUCAGAAGAAAAGUUUUAAAGGAAAACAGUUCAAUCAAGGUGGAAGGUAUAAACAAAAUGAUCAAGGGAGAAAUUUUUCACAAAAUAAUCAAGGAAAAAAUAUAACAGGGAAUAAUCAAGGCAGAAAAUUUUCAGACCAAAAGCAAAGCAGGAAUUUCUCAGAUCAAGGAAGAAAUUUUUCAAAUAAUCAAGGUGAAAAUUUCCAAGGAAAGAAUCCGUUUGGUAGAAAACCAAAUUUCAGUCAAAGACAAAAUCAAUAUGGUGAUAAUGUGAAUGAUGGUGCACAGAGAAGAAUUAUGAAUAAAAGGAAAAAUCAGGAUGGUGGAGAAGGUUUAUCAAAUAACAGGCUAAACACAAACGGGCCCCCCAGAGAGAAGAAAGUGAGAAGGGAUUUUGUUGGUAUGACUUCUGAGAAGAAAAAGAAACAUACUUUCAACAAAGGAGAUAAGAAGAAAAAGGUUUUAAGUGAAAUCUUAGCCAAUAAAUAAUGUUGUGCGUGUCGUGUGAAUUAUUUAAUAUUUUAAUGUUUAAAUUUAUCUUUAAUGAAUAAAUACAAUUAAUACGAA
Galleria mellonella (greater wax moth) is the source of this 2424-nucleotide messenger RNA. Its product is annotated as RNA-binding protein 34. The record is from RefSeq and is a predicted model, not a curated record. Gene Ontology annotation, cellular component: cytosol. The coding region runs from base 229 to 2346 and encodes 705 amino acids. Lineage: Eukaryota; Metazoa; Arthropoda; Insecta; Lepidoptera; Pyralidae. Gene Ontology annotation, molecular function: mRNA binding. The transcript has 6 exons.